AUGAUUCCACACCGAAAAUAUUGUCCAAAACUUGUAUCGAAGAAAAAGGGUGGGGUGCUUCUAUUAGGGGCCUUACUGCCGAAAAUUAUUUCUUAUUCUUGGUACACAGUUGUUCAUUUUCUGUCUUGCCUGAAUUUCCUUGGACACCGGGCCCACUUCGCUAGCACCCGCCAUUGGAAUUUAAUCGCUGAAAAAGUUCCCUUUACCGUUUUGUAA
Messenger RNA from Rotaria sordida, 216 nucleotides. NCBI's taxonomy places the organism in Eukaryota, Metazoa, Rotifera, Eurotatoria, Philodinida, Philodinidae. The record is from the annotation of a GenBank genome assembly.